CGGAACAUGUGUUUGACCUCCUUACCCAGGAUGCACUUGGCUCUUGCCAUCUUGUCUAGUAGGAGAGCGGCAGGCAGACAGACAGGCAGCUAGCUAGCUAGCUAGCUCCCUAGCUAGCAACCAGAAGCUUCCCAGUGGCUAUCUGUCAGCUCGCAGCCACAAGUCACUUGUCCACACGACGGAAGACUUCUGCCGCCAUUACCCCCGCCUUUCCGCCCCCUGGAUUAUACUUUCCACUCAAACGUCCAAGAAGAAUGUUUUCAAUAUGAGUCCACACCUGUUGGUGUUAGGACUGGCGUAACUAGCUUAGUGGAGCUAACUCGGCUAGUCGGCAUAUACAUAGCAAGGAAAUAGAGAGAAGCGGGCCUGUCUUAUAUUGUAAAGUGUCGGGGACAGACGGCCGGGAGAAGAAGCUGCUUUUCGGUCACUUUCUGGGACACGAGGACGGCUGUCCGAGGCACGGAACCCACCGGGGAGCGGUGCGGUGACCGGACACCACGCAGGAGUUUGUGGAGAGCCUUUGGACUGUGCUUGGGACUUUUUUUCCGGCUGGACUGAGCGGGACACAAUCAGUUUGGAACGGUUCUGUGUUGGUACGUGUCUGUGUCUUAUUACUCGGUUGUGAAUCUGUCACAAACUCGUAAUUUUCAUCUGGGGAGUCACUGACAAGGCACCGGACGCCAACAUGUCGAAAAUGCCAGCGAAAAAGAAGAGUUGCUUCCAGAUUACUAGCGUCACUCAGGCUCAGGUGGCGGCCAGCAACAUCACGGACGACACCGAGAGCCUGGACGACCCGGACGAGUCCCGAACCGAGGACGUGUCUUCGGAAAUCUUCGACGUGUCACGAACCGACCUCGGCGUAUGCGAUAGGAGUUCAUCCGAGGAAACCUUAAACAACGUGGGGGAGAGCCACGAGGUCCCUUUGACAGCUCCUGUCAACGGGGGUCACCCUUACAAUAAGACUGGUCCUCAAUUGGAAGCAAGUGUGCCUGUGCCAGGUACGGCUCAGCCUGCUCUUCCCGUCCCUGCUGCCACAGUAGCCCCAGCGGGUACCUGCAGUUCCCGCUUCAGAGUCAUUAAACUAGACCAUGGUACCGGUGAGCCCUUCAGACGGGGCAGAUGGACUUGCACGGAGUUCCACGACAGAGACUCUGAUUCAAACGCUAAUCGGACUGCGGAUAGCAUUAAACCGGCCGUAACGCUUGAUUACAGCACGGACAGGGACAGCGGGCUGGGAACCAUCAGUAACACCGUGGUCUCGACCAGCGUCGCCUCCUCACAAGUUUUGGACAACGCUGCAGACUCGCAUCUGGUCCAUUCCGGUGAGACUGUGCAGCAAGGCUACAGCUUGGGUCCCCAGAUCGGGGGCGGCGCAAGUGCCUUCCAACCCACAGGGUAUUCAGCCACAUCUUCAAAGCAAACGCAACACGCUCAGGUCAAUAUGCAACCUGCUGCUCCCCAAACCUUUCUCUCCAAUCACCUCAACGGCGUGCACCAAGGUGCCGUGCCGCCCCCCGUCGUGCCCCCGGCCACACAAGUCCAGCAGUUUGCGUAUUCAAACCACCAUCAACAGCACUUUGGUUCCAGCACUCUUCUCUUAAAUCUUCCCUCGUCUAGCCAGGGGCCCUCGCCUUCCGGUUCAACAGCCCAUGGGCUUGGGGGCGAGGCACCCUCAUCCCAGGGCGUCUUGCUACACAUGGCUUCAGGAAGCGGUCAGCAGCAGCCGGGAGGUUUAAACGUUGACAUGACGUCCUCGGUCACCAGCAGCCACAGCGUUGUCCAGAAUGUGCCCGUUACAGUGCCCAGCACCGCCAGUACCCCCCCGGCUGGGCCAAGCACCAGAGGAAUUGUUCUGUCCCUUGGAGUCCAGGGGCUCACCGCCACAGGCCUUCAAUCCGGACUCGGCAACCACGCAGAAGAUACGCAGCCCAAAUCUGAAGCGCUACCUCAGACCAGUGCCGGUGUGGUGCCAGGGAAAGAUGGCGUGAGGCCUUUCAUCAAGGAGGGUCUCGGCCUGCCCAGUCCUGCUGUCAAGAGCCUCUUUGGCAUCCAUAUAGCCAUGGACGGGGACGAGGACAGUGCGUCCGGUGCCAGCGUGGUGGCCAUCGAUAACAAGAUCGAGCAGGCCAUGGACCUGGUGAAGAGCCACCUGAUGUACGCCGUCCGCGAGGAGGUGGAGGUGCUGAAGGAGCAGAUCAAGGAGCUUUACGAGAGGAACUCCAUGUUGGAGCGCGAGAACGCCGUGCUCAAGUCGCUGGCCAACUCGGAGCAGCUCACCCACCUCACCAGCCAGCUCAGCCGGGGCGGCAGCGGUGGGAGCAGCAGCAGCGCGUCGCCACCCCCGCCGGCGCCACCGCAGCACUCGGCCGUAACAAACAGCGGCGCCCCCUCGGUGCACCACGAGGGGAGCCAGAUCGCCCACCAUCAGCCCAACAUCACCUCGGCAUGAUCCCUAACCCCCCCCUCACAGACACACACACCCACCCGUCCACUGUCAACAACAACGCUCCCUGUUCAACGGGCUCCAUCUAAGGGAGAAUAGAGAAUAGACGCCGGCCCCACACGGUGUCUUAUUCCGGCUGGAGUGGCUAGGCGGGGUGUCACCCGGCGUCCGGGAAGAGAGAGAGCGGUGUUUGUCGGCGUCAUGGAAGGGAGGUGAUAUGCUGCAACAAGAAGUUUUGUUGUACUUUUCCCCCCCAUCAUACUUUCACCCUUCCUUACUUUUGAUGACUAUUUAGCAUUUAUUUAUUUCAGGGCUGCUAUUUUGUUUUCAUAACGUCACGAACAAAACGUCUCUUUAUUCUUAUUCUUUGGACCCUGUGGCCUCUGGCAGCCCAGCAAGUACCAGGAGCAGUACUACAGCCCGCUGGAGUUGAAUGUAUAUGUAGUCACGUAUUCCCAGUACAGAAGGUAUGUACAGUACAGGCUUGUCUUUGUCUCUGGGGGCGGGUGGGGGGAGGAAAAAAGCUGUGAAACAUGGUUGGACCUAUUCUAGAACCAAAGACGUAAAGCUGUGGAAGGCUCCUUUCCUUUUCCUUCCCUUCCUUUCCUUGCAUGACGUGCAUGCCCUACAAUCCCAUCCGUGCUUUCCAUUGGGCGAGGGAGGCGGGAAUGGGAAAGGAACAGGAAGUUGGAAAAGGAGCCGUUUUUUUUGUGUGUGUUUUGGUAUACAAAGAAAGUUACACAUUGUAGCGUUCCGAUACGUCCUUACAAAAUAAAAGCACCCUAUACGUUA
This is a messenger RNA of Doryrhamphus excisus (bluestripe pipefish), 3235 nucleotides long. RefSeq names its product TSC22 domain family 2 (gene tsc22d2). Lineage: Eukaryota; Metazoa; Chordata; Actinopteri; Syngnathiformes; Syngnathidae. Gene Ontology annotation, biological process: regulation of transcription by RNA polymerase II. The record is from RefSeq and is a predicted model, not a curated record.